AAGUUUAUCUUCGCUUUUCGCUGAAUAGGAAUAACGUGAAUAUAAGGGACCCGGUGGUAACAACUGCGCCAGUAAUUAUGGAAUCUAAGUCAUCGGCCGAGCGAAUGUGCUGUAAAUCGUUCAAAGUGUCUGAAAGUAUAGUGGUGUUCUAUAUCGUAAACUUUGUGCUUGUAACGACCGUGACAUUGCCAACAUUAUUUUACAUUUUCCAGCCGGAUCAUCCUCCACACACAAAACCCAAUGGAACUUUCUCUCAAAAAAUUGGAUAUACAUUGAAUUCUUCUGAUUAUUUUUCACAGAGGACAAGAAACGUUACAAUAAACAAAGAUUUCCCGCUCCAGUGCAACUCACCGCUACUCCCUGAUAAAGAAACCGGUCUCUGCCGACCGCCGUGCGCCUGGACCACACAAUCUCCUCUGACGCAGAAGGUUUACUUUGUGGUGAUAGUGGUUGGUCUGUGGUUGGCACUCAUUGCGACAAUUAUCACGUUUAUCACUUGGGCCAGUAUAAAAAACCUCCGAAAGUUUCCUCAUGUUCUGCGAUUUCAUAUCAUGGUCUGUUGUGUUAUCCUGGGAAACAGCAAAAUGCUUCCCAUGCACAUGAGGCCAGAAAAGACAUUCUGCCGAGGUCAGCUUUUUUGGGAGUCCACUGGUCACUCUUCGUUAGCCACCGUAAUUCAAGGUGCAAUGUCUCACUAUUUUGGCCUGGCACAUUCAUUCUGGGCCAUGUGUUUCAUAGCAAACACUUAUGCUGUAAUCGUUCGCGAUAAUCGAGCCGUCUUCAAACAUCCAAUCAAAAUUCACUUCAUACAGUCGGUAUUUUGCUGGCUUGUGCCUGCAGUAAUUGUGACCUGCUGCCUCUAUAUUUCUCCACCUGGAUACAAGUUCCUCUUUAUAGAUCUAAUGGCUGCAGGAGCCGCAAGUGCACGAAUGGCGUACUUUGCUGUCACAUUACCAAUGCAAGUAACGCUCGGAGUGUCACUAUGUCUACUGUGGAGUAUUGUGUGGCAUCUCAGAAAGGCUCGCUUGGAUUCUAGAAAGCGCGUUAUCCGCGCCAGAGAAGAAAGAAUUUCCAUGCGGCGAGUUGAGCGCCAGUUCCUGAGCAUGGCAGUAGUAAUUACGGUGGUAAUGGGUGUGGUUAUGUCGGUGAACACUGUGACGCUCUAUCGCGUGAGGGGUUUUGUGCAUGAUGCUGAAGUUUACUUCGAUUGUUUACAGGUCUCUAAGAACUGCAAGCCCCCAUCCUGUAACACGGUGCUACCUCUGAUAAACGUAAUAGCCCCUGCCAUCGCUUGUCUUGCAUUCUUCUUCCUUCUCCUGAUGAAUAAAGAUUGUCGCAACAUUUGGAGGAGCUGCUUCCGUGGAUUUACAAAGCUUUUUGAGUUUUGUAAACCACCUCCACUAAAAAUUCGCGCAGAUACAGACCGCUCAAGAUGUUCCUCAACACUCACUGUGCUUUCCACUGAUCGCAGGGAUUCGGAGUUGUUCUUUCGACAAUCGUUCGUGUUACCGGGAUAUGUCUCAGGAUUGGACCUUCAACAGAACCGGCAAAGAGCGUCUACUUUAACUUUCCCUGUCAAGAAACAAGAACUAACUGUCACAGAUUUAGGUAUCGAAAUAAAAGUUACUCCUCCAUCAGACGCAGACGUACAAUUGCGAGCCAGGUGCAAUUCUGUUCCUGUAUUUUUGCUGCAAGAUUUAGAUUCACACAGACGCUAUAAUAAAACUACGAUCCAUUCAUCCACUGAGUCACUUUCUAGUGACCACAGUGGGGUAUCGGUCACUAAUAGCGAAACACCGUUGGGAACUGGGGAGAGUUUCAUCCAGGAAAUAUAUUCUUCGAAAUUAUAGCUUAAACUCGUUUAAAGGAAUGGUGUUAAGACGAGAGGUGUACUACAGUUGGUGAUAAAGUGAUGAGACAGAACUCAAUAUACGUGGUUUUUAGUUUCUUUCGUUUUUUCUUUCGUUACAUCUCCUUGGGAGAGAGAAGGGGACUACCUGCUUGUUGCUAAAAUAUUUCCCACGGUUGUAUAGGCAAAGUUGUGAGGCUUUGAAAGGAGACAAAAAAGAGAUUAAGCUAGAGUCGUUAUUGGUGAAAUGGCAAGAUUUUAAUUUUCCUUGGAGCGUUUCAACGUCACGUUUCAACUGCCUCUGUCGCCAACUGUAGUAGAUCUCGAACAAAAAGAUAAAGAAAUUGUUCUUUUUCCUUCCCCAGAAAUCGAUUUCGUAUUGUAAUGUAAAUAAAAUAUGUACAUAUGGCAUUUUUGAACAGAUUGAUGUACAUAAGUAAUUGUAUAUUUUAUAAAUUUUUUUGAAAUGUACUAUGCUAAUCGCAAACCUUUUUUCAUUUUUUAAAAUUUCUCUUUACUAAAUAUUUAGGUCACCCUUUAGAGAAAAAUUUUACGCGUGAACCCAAGUUAGCGCUCAAGUCAGGUCAAGCCAGUGACCCGUGUUAAAAAAGAAAGAAAGAAAGAAAAACAACAAUCAUUUGUCGCUUUAACGCUCAUAUCGCUACUUUUAUGAAGAAUAUUUCAAAACUUCUGAUGAGGCGUGAAACAGUGCUAGUGAUUUAAAACUUAUGAUGGUCAAAUGAACUAAAACGUAAAUCUAGUGCAUUUCAAUAAAGAUGGAUGUAAGUAAUAAUUAUUGACGUUUUGAACAGCCGAAAAUGAAAUAAAUUUGCUUUGAGCUACUGCGA
Messenger RNA from Pocillopora damicornis (cauliflower coral), 2697 nucleotides. RefSeq lists its product as uncharacterized. NCBI's taxonomy places the organism in Eukaryota, Metazoa, Cnidaria, Anthozoa, Scleractinia, Pocilloporidae. The record is from RefSeq and is a predicted model, not a curated record.